Molecule: messenger RNA, 1255 nt
Organism: Arvicola amphibius (Eurasian water vole)
Lineage: Eukaryota; Metazoa; Chordata; Mammalia; Rodentia; Cricetidae
Gene: Mrps6
Product: mitochondrial ribosomal protein S6
Exons: 3
Coding region: 451-948 (165 amino acids)
Biological process (GO): translation
Cellular component (GO): mitochondrial small ribosomal subunit; ribosome
Molecular function (GO): structural constituent of ribosome; small ribosomal subunit rRNA binding
Source: RefSeq, a predicted model, not a curated record
UAGUGGAUUGUGGUUCCCAGAAUCGCCUGUUAGUUGCUUUAUAACUUCUCUGUUCUGUGGCCUGGGACUGAACCUUCCCUUCUGUAGUCUCAGUUGUGUCUGCUUGCAGCCUCAGAUGAACGCCCUGGGAUUCUUGAAGUUUGUUGGUGGCUCCUUCUCACGCAUCACUGAGGAGAUGAGUUAGUACGUGAAAUACACUGUUGGAGUGCAAGUGCAAGGGUAUUUGUUCUCGGAACACUUUACAAACCUGAGAUGAAUUUUAAUAAGGAAAUAACAUUGUGUGGCAUUGGGUGUUUGGUUUUCACACCAGUUGAUACUGUGAACGCUUGCUGAGUCAGGGCACACUCUUCUCAGAAGACAGAGAUGUCACCGUGUGACGUCAUGGGGGCUCUGGUAUAAUUCCAGCCUACUCUUUCCUAAUGUCCUCACUGCCUGUGUUCUCCAUUCCAGAUGCUGAGUGGCAGAGCUGUGGAUCCCUGGAUCUGCAGCUGCCUUUUGUUUCCUUGGUGCAUGCAACUCAUUACCUCUCUGUCGGGAGGUCCUUCCCUUUCCAUAAAACCACGCCGCCUCCAUGAAAGCGCCAAGAUCUUUUCAGCUCGCUUGCUACCUAAGCAGCCAGAGACAGCUGCUGCUUUGAAACGUACACUAGAAUCCCUGAUGGACCGAGGAGCCAUCGUGAGGAACCUGGAGAGCCUUGGUGAGCGCACACUUCCAUACCGUAUCUCCAGCCACGGCCAGCAGCACAGCAGAGGCGGGUAUUUUCUGGUGGAUUUUUAUGCCCCAACCAGUGCUGUGGAUGGCAUAUUGGAUCACUUGACUCGAGACAUUGAUGUGGUGAGACCGAAUGUUGUGAAACACCCUCUGACCCAGGAAGUAACAGAGUGUGGCGGCAUAGUCCCAGUCCCGCUGGAAGAGAAACUGUAUUCAACGAAGAGGAGAAAGAAGUAAGAAGAUGUUCCAGAUCUCGGCCACACACCUAAUCCCAAGUACUCUGUGGCUGCUGAUUGCUUAUUUUCUAGGAUGCUCUAGCCCAUGAUCCUUCUGCUGUAGGAGGUGGGAACUGCUGACUGAGACCUGCCCUGUCAUCUCUGGCGCCUACAGACCAGUCUCGGUUUUGCCAGCUGUGUGAUCGCCAGGGAGGGCUCACCUUAACCUCUGCAGCAUUGGGAGAGCAAAUUGAUUGUCAUUCACACUUGGUUGUCUUGCAAAACUAUAUGGAAAACAGAGCACAGAGUAAUAAAUGUGACUACCAGUC